AUGAACAGCUUCAAGCUCGCCCUCUUCAUCUGGGUGGCGGCAGCAUGGACAAAAGGGGACAAGCCUCUGGGAGAAAGCGAUACGGUUGGAUUUAAAAAAUGCAAGGAAGGCUUGAAGCUCCCUGUUCUGGAAGUCUUACCUGGAGGGGGUUGGGACAAUCUGCGGAAUGUGGACAUGGGACGGGUGAUGGACUUGACUUACACCAACUGCAGGACCACAGAGGACGGGCAGUACAUCAUUCCUGAUGAAAUCCUCACCAUUCCCCAGAAACAGAGCCACCUCGAAAUGAACUCAGAAAUCCUAGAAUCCUGGACCAAUUAUCAGAGCAGCACCUCCUUCUCCAUCAACACAGAACUUGGCCUCUUCUCCAAAGUCAAUGGCAAGUUCUCCUUCGAGUUCCAGAGAAUGAAGACCCUGCAGGUGAGGGACCAAGCUAUUACUACCCGAGUUCAGGUACGAAACCUGGUCUACACGGUCAAAAUCAACCCAACUUUGGAACUGAGCUCGGGGUUCCACAAGGACCUCCUGGAUAUCUCUGAGCGGCUGGAGAACAACCAGACGCGAAUGGCCACCUACCUGGCAGAACUCUUAGUCCUCAAUUACGGCACUCACGUCGUCACCAGCGUGGACGCCGGGGCCACUCUCAUCCAGGAGGACCACAUCAGGUCCUCAUUCCUACAGGACAGUCAGAGUAGCCACAGCGCUCUGACAACAGCUGCUGGUAUUGCCUUCCAAAACAUCAUCAACUUCAAGUUCCAGGAGAACUACAGCUCACAGAACGCCCUCACCAAGAACUACCUCUCAAAUCGAACCAACUCCAGGGUGCAGGGCGUGGGAGGUCUUCCUUUUUACCCUGGCAUCACCCUCGAGACCUGGCAGCAGGGCAUUCCCAACCACCUGGUGGCCCUCGACCGCGCCGGUCUGCCUCUGCAUUUCUUCAUCAAUCCCAACAUGCUGCCUCAUUUGCCAGGCCCGUUGGUGAGGAAGUUGUCUAAGACGGUGGAGAUGGCUGUGAGGCGCUAUUAUACUUUCAACACCUACCCUGGAUGCACGGAUUUCAAUUCGCCCAACUUCAAUUUUCAGGCCAACACAGACGAUGGCUCCUGUGAGGGGAAGAUGACCAACUUCACCUUUGGAGGGGUGUAUCAGGAGUGCACCCAGUUCUCAGGGCACGAGUCGGUCCGCCUCUGUCCCAACUUGGAGCAGAAGAAUCCCCUGACCGGAGACUUUUCCUGCCCCUCUGGCUACUCAGCCAUCCACCUCCUAUCCCAGGUGCACGAGGAGGGUUACAACAACUUGGAAUGUCAGCGGAAGUGCACUUUGCUUGUCUUCUGCAAGAGAGUCUGUGAAGACGUCUUCCGGGUGGCAAAGGCUGAGUUCAGAGCUUUUUGGUGUGUGGCCCAGGGCCAAGUCCCCAAAUACUCAGGACUGCUGUUUGGAGGCCUCUUCAGUGGUAAGAGCAUAAACCCUUUGACAAACGCACAGGCCUGCCCAGCCGGCUACUUCCCACUGAGACUCUUUGAAAACCUCAAGGUAUGUGCCUCUCAAGACUUUGAACUGGGAUACAAGUUUUCGGUCCCCUUUGGUGGCUUUUUUAGCUGUGCAGUUGGGAACCCCCUGGCGGAUUUGACGUCCAAAGACUUAGGGGCGCCCUCUCUGCACAAGUGUCCUGGGGGCUUCAGCCAGCACCUGGCGCUCAUCAGUGAUGGAUGCCAAGUGUCCUACUGUGUCAAGUCUGGGCUCUUCACAGGAGGGUCCCUGCCCCCUGCCAGGCUCCCGCCGUACACCCGGCCCCCCAUCAUGAGUCAGGCUGCCACCAAUACUGUCAUGGUGACCAACACAGAGACAGCAAGCUCCUGGAUUAAAGACUCAGAGACGCACCAGUGGAAGCUGGGCGAGCCCCUGGAACUGCGCAGGGCCCUGAAGGAUGUCCACGGGGAUGGGAGUGGCCUGUCAGGAGGAGCUGCGGCUGGGGUCACCUUGGGUGUCACCACUGUCCUGGCAGCUGCCAUAGCCUUGGCCAUCUAUGGCACCAGGAAGUAUAAGAAGAGGGAUUACCAGGAAAUUGAGUCUGAAAGGCAGAGCUUGGCCCAGAGCACUGAAGCUCCUGGAGAUGCCACGCAUGAAGAACAGGAACAGAACCCGGUCUAA
Molecule: messenger RNA, 2151 nt
Organism: Elephantulus edwardii (Cape elephant shrew)
Lineage: Eukaryota; Metazoa; Chordata; Mammalia; Macroscelidea; Macroscelididae
Gene: MPEG1
Product: macrophage expressed 1
Exons: 1
Coding region: 1-2151 (716 amino acids)
Biological process (GO): defense response to bacterium
Source: RefSeq, a predicted model, not a curated record